AUGACUACGGCCGAAAGUGAAAGAUGCUUUUCGACAUUGAAGAGAAUAAAAACAUUUUUGCGAAGUUCUAUGAAUGAAGAAAGACUGUCAGCCGUAGCAAUGCUACGCUGUUCUGAAAUUGAGUCCAUGUUCCUGUUGACAAUGCAGACUACAAAAGAAAAAUAUUCGUCAAAAACAAAAGCUCCAGCUGCUGACCAUGAUAAUCAAUACAGCAAUGUGGUUGGAAAUAAGAAAAAUGAUACAGUCAGCCUCAGGGCAAAAACAAAGCCUUGA
Messenger RNA from Acanthoscelides obtectus, 273 nucleotides. The record is from the annotation of a GenBank genome assembly. NCBI's taxonomy places the organism in Eukaryota, Metazoa, Arthropoda, Insecta, Coleoptera, Chrysomelidae.